AAAGCCUUAGUAUGUCAUAUCCAAAUUCACUACAAAGAAAAAAGAUUAGUUAUUUCGGGUAUGAACUAUUCAGUGGAAGGUCGCACCCAGCGCACCGCCCUGGGACACCUAGCAAGCAAAGUUUCGCACUUCCUGUCACCUGAGAAAAUCACGACAACGAUCCAUGAAAUCACCGGUCACCUCACCUCACCUGCUCGCCUGAGACGCCAUUGACUUCUUCCUUGUCCACGUUUCGCUCCAAAGGGCUUCUCUUUCUCAAUAUUAUUUUCCUCUUAAACGCCACUUUGCUUCAGACGGCAAACAAUCACACUUCUCAGAGUCUACAGAGGGAAACUAGAGAGACUGAGGUUUGUUGGGUUUCUAGUCAUGGGAGCUUUAGCUCCUGUCUCUCCUUGGAUGCCAGAGGAUGAUCUUUUGUUAAAGAAUGCUGUGGAGGCUGGUGCUUCCUUGGAAUCAUUGGCUAAAGGUGCAGUGAAGUUUUCUCGAAAAUUCACUGUUCGAGAAAUACAAGAACGGUGGCAUUCUCUCCUUUACGAUCCAAUUGUUUCUGCUGAGGCUGCUUUUCACAUGAUUGAGUUUGAGCGUUCUGAAUCAACUUUUCCAUCAAAAUUCAGUAGAGCCGGGAAUACAAAAGAAAACAAAUGUCUUUCUGGGAAAAGGAAAGCUGAGAGUGUUCAUAGUUGUUACUAUGCAUUACGUAAAAGAAUUCGCAAUGAACCAUUUAACACCAUGGAUCUAGGUUUUCUCACUGCACCCACUGAUAACAAUUACAUGGGAAAUGAAGAUGAUCUUUUCUCUGGGCAUUGUAUGCUUGGAGAUCCAGUUUCAAAUCAUUUUCAACUUCAGGAAUCUAAUUUGGAUAUCAUGCAUCAUCCUUUUCCGCAAAUUGGGGAUGAUAAUGCUGCCCAUGCCUUUCAUGCACAAUUCCAGAAAACAGUCCUGGAGGAUUAUCCAAUGGAGCAAGAUAACGUACAUAAAGAGACUCCACAUAUACAUGGAGAAAAUAUGUCUCACUCUAGAAAUGGAUCUGUGAUUGAGGAAUUUGGAUCAAAAGAAUUGGCAGUGAACAGUGACCAGGUGCAUGGAUGCUCUAAGUUUGGUGAAGACCAUGUCUUUAGUUCUCCAAUUCCAGAGUGUGGAAUGUCAUUUCAUAACUUGGAGUUCUCAUCUCCACUUCCUGAGAUGCCAAUAUGGAGGACAGUUGAGGGUGUUUCAUCACCAAUUAUUCCAGUUAAUAUGCACACUGGAGACCUAUUUUCACUUCCUGGUGAUGGUGAUACUAAGAAUACAUGUCUGUCAGAAUAUGACAUCCACAGAGACUCCAACUUGAAGCUGGAAAUACCAUGUGCGGAGAUGAAAAAUACAGCUGCCAGCACAGAAGGUUAUCUGGCUGAACUUUCCAAUUCUCUUUUGAAUUUCACAAAUGAGGAAGAACUUCUAUUCACAGAUGAUGGAAAAGAUGCAAUUGACAAGUCUUACUAUGAUGGUCUAAGUUCACUUUUGCUAAGUUCACCAAAUGAUGCCAAUCAAAAUCACGUGGAGAGAGCAACUGAACCAGAAUCUUCCAUAGCUCCGGAUUAUCUUAUAAAUAAGUCUGGUGCAAGUCAUGGGAAAUUGGAUGAAGAUAGGGGGUCUCACUACAGUGGUGAUGCAAUUGGAGAUUCAGAUGUCCAGUUUCAUACAUCUGCAUCAAUUUCAAACCCUCAUUUUCCUGAACUGAGUGCUGGAGUUAUUAUCUGCACAUUAAACACCGAGGAUCCAGAGAUUCCAUACAACGAUGAUGUUGUCUUUACCAAUCACUUGCAUCCAAAAUCAUUUUCCUCUAUAGCGCGACAGAAUUUCCAUGAUGUUGGUAAACCAAAUUCUUCAACAGUUAAGGAAUUCUCAAAAGAUCCAAAAACUAGUGAAGGAGGUCCUGUAUUGAUGCAGAGAGAUCUAGAAAAAACUGGUCAUUCUCAUGUAUCUUCUCAUAUGAUAAGGUCGCAGUUACGGCCAGAAAUUAGCUCUCUUCAUCCAGUUGGUGAUCGUGGGGUUAAAUUUGGCUUGCCUAGUGGUAGCUCCACUCAGAGCAGUAUGAGUAUUGCUUGUUGUGGUUCUUCUCAAAUUAAUUCAGCAAAUGCUGGUACAGAAACUCUUAAACCUGCUAAACUGAAGGAAGAAACUCCAGAAGAAGUGCCAGUGAGGCAUUUUAACCAUAAUGCUGCUGAUUCUUCGAUGGAGAUGCCAGCUGUUGCUCCUGAUGGCUAUAAGUGUUAUUCCCAGACAAAUGCUAAUGAUGUCAAACAGGACCUAUGCGCACCAACAAGAAUUCAAAAACAUCAUGCAUCACAUGCUAACUCGGGGUCCACAGGUAUUAUGUCCUCAGAACAUGGGAUAGACCAUCCAUUAUCUGAUCCAGAAGAACCUCCCAUAGAAAGUGAUGAUGAUGUGCCGUAUUUUUCAGAUAUUGAAGCAAUGAUACUCGAUAUGGAUUUAGAUCCAGAAGACCAGGAUUUAUAUUCCAGUGAGGAAGUCUCAAGGUAUCAGCAUGAGGACAUGAAGAGGGUAAUCAUGAGGCUGGAGCAGGGUGCUCAUUCUUAUAUGCAAAGAGCCAUUGCAUCUCAAGGAGCAUUUGCUGUUUUAUAUGGCCGCCGUUCAAAGCAUUAUAUUAAGAAACCUGAGGUUUUACUUGGUAGAGCAGCCGAUGAUGCUAUUGUUGACAUUGACUUGGGGAGGGAAGGGCGCACAAAUAAAAUAUCUCGUCGGCAGGCAACUAUAAAUUUGGACAAAGGUGGAUCUUUCUAUCUGAGAAAUAUUGGCAAAUGUUCUAUCACGGUGAAUGACAAAGAAAUAGCCGCUGGUCAGAGUUUAAACCUUACUUCCAGUUGUUUGAUUGAGAUAAGGGGUAUGCCAUUCAUAUUUGAGACCAACCAAACUCGUGUGAAGCAGUAUCUGGAUGGCUUAAUCCAGAAGAACCAAACUCAGAAGCACCAACUUUGACGUGUUGCAGAAAUGUCUUGAACUGGAAUGUCAUCAGAAGGUGCUCAUUUUUUUUCCUGCACUUUCUGGGUCGUUCUUGCAAACUAUGUUCAACCUGUUGUAUGUACGAACAAGCAUGAGUAUGACUACUGCUGUAGAAAAAGGACUUGCGUUUUCUCAUUCGAGAAAACAUUUUCCAUAUAAAGGAUUUUUUUCCCCCCCAACAUUGUGUAGAUAGGCUUAAUAGAUGCAUCAUCAUCCACAAAGCUCUGCCUCUGCAUGGAAUUCAAUUAGACAACAGAGAUGAAUGGCACAGUAACGGCGUCUUGCAUUA
This is a messenger RNA of Hevea brasiliensis (rubber tree), 3292 nucleotides long. RefSeq lists its product as uncharacterized. Gene Ontology annotation, biological process: positive regulation of transcription by RNA polymerase II. The coding region runs from base 367 to 2979 and encodes 870 amino acids. The transcript is spliced from 7 exons. Gene Ontology annotation, cellular component: NSL complex; Ino80 complex; MLL1 complex. NCBI's taxonomy places the organism in Eukaryota, Viridiplantae, Streptophyta, Magnoliopsida, Malpighiales, Euphorbiaceae. Gene Ontology annotation, molecular function: G-quadruplex RNA binding; protein binding. The record is from RefSeq and is a predicted model, not a curated record.